UAUAUUUGUGGUGGAUUACUUUUUAAUCUUUCUGGAACGCUUCAGAGUCCUUAUUAUCCUCUGUAUUAUCCAGAUAAUGCAGAUUGCUUGUGGCAAAUACAAGUAGAGAAUAAUUUCCGCAUUGUGCUCACAUUUAGAAAUAUUCAGUUGCACGGUGGAUGCCAGAAUGACUAUAUUGAGAUUUAUGAUGGGCCACCCAAUACUUCUCCACUGCUUGGAAGAAUUUGUUCUAAAUAUGAGCUUGUGUACACAUCAUCGUCAAACUUCAUGGCUGUCAGAUUUCACAGUGACUCCAGCCAUUCCGGUAGAGGGUUUCAUGCUGAAUAUCAGUCCAUUCCAACAGAUCAUAACACCACUCUUGUAUGCUUGCCAACAUACAUGCGUGCAGUAGUGGACAGACGUUAUGUCCAGUCACAGGGCUACUCAGUGUGGAACAUCAGCUUGUCUGACCCUUACUGUAGACCAACAAUUACUUCAACUAAGGUUAUAUUCAACAUUCCAUACAAUGGCUGUGGUACACGUAGACAGGGCAACAAUGAAACAAUCACCUACUCCAAUGUGAUAAGAGUGCCUGCUUUUGGUUACAUCAUCAAGAGGCAAAGGGACCUUUAUUUGAACGUCAACUGCAAAAUGCUCCAGAACACCUGGGUACAAGCAAUGUACAUUGCCAAUGACAUCAUUAAUGUCAAUGAAAGUCUGUCCCAGUACGGCAGAUACAGCGUGAACCUGACAUUCUACAAUUCCUCAUCUUUCCUGUGGCCAGUGCAUGACUUCCCAUACUAUGUUGAUCUGAAUCAGAAUUUGUUCCUUCAAGCUUCCCUUCACAGCUCUGACUCAAAUCUGGCAGUGUUUGUGGACACAUGCGUGGCAUCGCCUGAUCCUAACAACUUUAGAACACUGACCUAUGAAUUGAUCAGAAGUGGGUGUGUCAAGGAUCCUACCUACUCUUCUUACUAUUCACCAAACAGCAAUGUUGCUCGGUUUGCCUUUAAUGCUUUUUCAUUUGUUAAUCAACACCAGUCAGUUUACCUGCAGUGUGAGCUGGUGGUGUGCAGGACCUAUGACUACUCUUCUCGCUGCUAUCAAGGCUGUGUUAGUAGGUUCAAGAGGGAUGCAGGUUCUUCCCAGAAAAAAAUGAGUGUUGUUGUUGGACCUGUCCAGCUUCGGGAAGCCCAUGCUGAGAACAGGAAUGCUGAGCUGGCCUCUGACUUUGAGGUGAAAGGGGAGUCUCAGGACUCAGUGCCUGCUGCCAGCUCCCACGUUCCUCUGGCUGUGACCAUUGUGGUGCUGGUUGCUGCUGUUCUCACAGUGGGAGGAUUUCUCUUGAAGCGUAGGCUGCAGGAACCCAUCCCGUACCAGAUAAUGUGA
Messenger RNA from Nestor notabilis (Kea), 1368 nucleotides. RefSeq names its product deleted in malignant brain tumors 1 protein-like. Gene Ontology annotation, cellular component: cell surface. The annotation marks the transcript as partial. NCBI's taxonomy places the organism in Eukaryota, Metazoa, Chordata, Aves, Psittaciformes, Psittacidae. The record is from RefSeq and is a predicted model, not a curated record. The transcript has 6 exons.